This is a messenger RNA of Micropterus salmoides (largemouth bass), 2409 nucleotides long. RefSeq names its product TPX2 microtubule nucleation factor (gene tpx2). The record is from RefSeq and is a predicted model, not a curated record. The transcript is spliced from 17 exons. Gene Ontology annotation, biological process: activation of protein kinase activity; regulation of mitotic spindle organization. Bases 127 to 2274 code for a protein of 715 amino acids. Lineage: Eukaryota; Metazoa; Chordata; Actinopteri; Centrarchiformes; Centrarchidae. Gene Ontology annotation, cellular component: spindle; microtubule.
AGCCAUUGGCUGGUUCAAAAGGGAGGAGGAAAUUUAAACGCUAACGUUGCGAGUCGCGCGGCGCUUGCAGUUUAACCAGUGUCGUUGUGGGAACAGACGUUCAUGUGAGUUGUUGACCUGAGAAAAAUGGCCGAAAGCAACGGAGACGCUUCUGGUUUGUACGAGUUCGAUGCCCCGUCGCAGGUGGUCGACCUGAAAGAGCUGCAACACGCAGAAAACCAGGACGAGUGGUUCGAACAACAGGCCAUGGGCACAGAAGGUCACCUUAAGACACCUUUGAGACGUGACCGGUCCUUUAGGAGAAGCGAUGUGCCCAACCUGCCACGGGCCAUCGUUACCCCUCUGCUCAAGACGGACGUGGACUCUGGUCCUAGCACAGCCACAUCUCCACCUUCUAAUCUGGUCACAUCCUGGGGAGAUGGAAGUCCCGCCCAGACUGGUGCCCGGCGAAGGACUGCUGUAAAUCAACUCCCUGCCCAGCCACGCAGGGUUUCAAAACGUAAAGAGGCAGCCAGCGGUGCAGUCAUACCCCCCUCAAAGAAAUACAAGAAGAGUCCUGUUGCCCAACCAGCACGAAAAUCCAGUAGUGUUCAAAGGAGGCCACCUGAGGCCCGGACUAUGGCCAAGACCCGGGCAGCAGUUGCUGCAAACACACAGCCAAAUAGCUCUGUAGAACAGGAAAUGGAGCGCAUCAGGACCCUCCAGAGGGAAGUGGCUCUGCAUCGUAAGAAAAACGAGGCGAGCUACAAAGCUGCUCUGGCUGGCAUUCCACCACCAAAGAAGACGGUCCUGUCCACAACCGUACCAAAAGAGUUCUGCUUUAACACAAACACGCGCUCAAAGAUCACCAUGUCAUCCAGCACAGUGCACAAGGAGGUGGACUUCAUCACGCAGCUGCGUAAACCAUCCUCCCCAGCCAAGGCUGUGAGAGGUGCCACAGUGCCCAAACCCUUCAACUUGUCAACCAGCAGCAAGAGAAAGGUGGACGAGCCUCCUGCCUAUGUGUCCAUGGCUCAGCAGAUCGAACGCUACCAGAAACAAACCCCUGACCGAUACCACCUGCGCAGCCGCAAGAGUCAAGAAAGAGGGCCAUCCCGAGUAAAGUCUGAGCACAUGAAGCUCACACAGCCUCACACCCCAGAGCUAAUGACCCGCCAGAGGAGCCGCCCGCCCACCGUGAAGAGCAGCUCUGAGCUGGAGGCUGAAGAGGUGGAGAGGCUUAACAAGUUUAAAUUCAAGGCCCUGGAGCUGAACAAGAGAAUUCUGGAGAGUGCAGAGGGCCUGAAGAAGCCGGCUGUGAAGGAGCCCACCGUACCUGAAGGUUUUGAGCUGCAGAUUGAGAAGAGGCUCCAGGAGAGGCAGUCUACCAAGAAGCCUCAGGAGGAAGAAGAGAAGCCACAUGCAUUUAAAUCCCAGCCUCUGCCCAAAAAGAUCCUGGAAGGAGUCGUGGGAGUACCAGAGAAGAAGGUUGUGCAUCCAACUGUGCCAGAGUCUCCAGCUUUCCUACUCAAGAAGAGGAUUCAUUUGGAGCCCAAGUUUGAGGAAGUAAAACGUCCCUCGCCUAUCAAGGCCCCCCCAGUGCCUCAUUUCGGCCUCCCCUUCCAGCCCCGGCUGCAGGAGAACCACCACGUGGAGGUCUGUCCUUUCUCCUUUGAAGAGAGGGAGCGAGAGAGGAGGGCGCUGAGAGAGAAGAAGCUGGAGGAGAAGAGAAAUGAAGAGGUACCACAGUUCAGGGCCCAGCCACUGCCGGACUUCAACACCGUGGUCCUCCCAGAGAAGAAGAAGCUGGAGCCGACAAAGCCCGAGCCGUUCAGACUGCAGCUGGACGAACGGGGAGCUGUGAAGAUCAGCCGCUGGGAGCAGAUGGUAAAGGAGGAGCAGAAACAGCAGGAGGAAGCGGCGCAAUUCAAAGCCAGGCCCAACACAGUCACUCAUAAAGAGCCUUUCCAGCCCAAGAAGGAGAGCCGGGCUGCAGUGGGCAUUCCUCCUUCUACAGUGGUGGAGGCCUUCGAGCUGUCGACGGAGCGCCGUGCCCGGGAGCGGCAGGAGUUAGAGCAGCUGGCCAGCGAGAAGGAGGCUCUCAGGGCGAUGAUGGAGGAGCAGCAGAGACGGGAGGAGGUGCAGAAGGAGAGAGAGGAGAUCGCCAGACUGCGGCAGGAACAGGUUCACAAGGCUCAGCCCAUCAGGCACUACAAACCUGUUGCAGUCAAAAAGAGUGAAGUUCCUCUCACCAUCCCCCACUCACCCAACUUCUCCGACCGCUUCAGACUGUAGAUGGCUCAGCCCGCUCUCUAGGAACCUGCCGUUUACUAUUUUUCGGCAGCAACCCUGACAUGAACUGUGUCCUCCUUCAGCCGGUGGAGAGGAAACUGGCUGUAAAGAUGUAAAUAGAUUGUCUUGUAUUUGAAA